UACUGAUGAAUUCUACCAAACACUUAAAGAAAAAAUUAUACGAAUUCUCCAUCAUCUCUUCCAAAACACAGAAACAGAAGGAAUACUUCCUAACUCAUUCUAUGAGACCGAUCAUGCUCCUUGGUAUUUACUCAAACGAACUGAAAACUUAUGUUCACACAAAAACCUGCACACAGAUGUUUACGGCAGGUUUUUCAUAACUGCCAAAACUCGAAGGCGACCAAGAUGUCCUUCAGUAGGUGAGUGCAUAGACUGGUACAACCAAACAAUGGAAUAUUACUCAGCACUAAAAAGAAAUGAUCUCUCAAGCCGUGAAAAGACAUGGAGGAACCUUAAAUGUAUAUUACUAAGCGAAAGAAGCCAGUCUAAAAAGGCUACAAUGCUGCAUGUUUCCUACUAUAUUUCGUUCUAGAAAAAGCAAAACUAUAGAGACAUUAUAAAGAUUAGUGAGGUCAUCGGAGGGCGCUGCUCACUGUGGGCAGAGCCUGUGUGCCGCUGGCGUCACUGCCGCCAACUGCUUUCUGGGAGGCAGGAGUGGAAGGCCUGAGAGUUGAUAAUAAUGGCAGAUGAAGAAAUUAAUGAAGACUGUCCAGGAGAAAUUCAUGAAUAUUUACCAACAUCUGAGAAUUCCAUUGGCACUGUGGAUGAGAUGCUGAAGACCAUGAUGUCUGUUUCUAGAAAUGAGUUGUUGAAGAAGUUGGACCCACUUAAACAAGCAAAAGUGGAUUUAGUUUCUGCUUACACAUUAAAUUCAAUGUUUUGGGUUUAUCUGGCAACUCAGGGAGUCAAUCCUAAGGAACAGCCAGUAAAGCAGGAACUGGAAAGAAUCAGAGUAUACAUGAACAGAGUCAAGGAAAUAACAGACAAGAAAAAGGCUGGCGACCUGGACAGAGGCACGGCUUCAAGAGGGCGUUGUAAUAAAUGUCCUCUGGGAACCAAAACCUAAAAAUGCACCCAAAGUUGCCAAUAAAGGAAAAAGUAAAAUUAACCUUUUGGUUUGAUGUACACAUAUUCAAAAAGUAUAUAAUUUUUCUGUGUGUGGUUAAGAAUUUUAUUCUUUUUCUUUCUUUUUUCUUUCAAUUUACUUUUUUUUUUUUAAUUGGAGUGUAGUUGCUUUACAAUGUUGUGUUGGUUUCUGCUGUGCAGCAGGGUGAAUCAGCUAUAUGGACACAUGUAUCCCCUCUUUUUUUGGAUUUCCUUCCCAUUUGGGUCACCACAGAGCACUGAGUGGCGUUCCCUGUGCUAUACAAUCUGUUUUCAUUAUUAUCUAUUUUAUACAUAAUAGUGCAUAUUUUUAUUGUUUUCCACAAAAUAGACGAUGAUUAUGUAGCAUUGUAAGGUUUAAAUGUAUUCCGUAUUGAAUUCAUGUAUAAAAUCUGUAUUUUAUUUAU
This is a messenger RNA of Physeter macrocephalus (sperm whale), 1391 nucleotides long. RefSeq names its product nuclear nucleic acid-binding protein C1D-like. The transcript has a single exon. Lineage: Eukaryota; Metazoa; Chordata; Mammalia; Artiodactyla; Physeteridae. The coding region runs from base 560 to 946 and encodes 128 amino acids. Gene Ontology annotation, biological process: regulation of gene expression; maturation of 5.8S rRNA. Gene Ontology annotation, cellular component: nucleolus; exosome (RNase complex). The record is from RefSeq and is a predicted model, not a curated record. Gene Ontology annotation, molecular function: RNA binding; DNA binding.